This is a messenger RNA of Trichoderma reesei QM6a, 330 nucleotides long. RefSeq lists its product as uncharacterized. NCBI's taxonomy places the organism in Eukaryota, Fungi, Ascomycota, Sordariomycetes, Hypocreales, Hypocreaceae. Bases 1 to 330 code for a protein of 109 amino acids. The transcript has 6 exons. The record is from RefSeq and is a predicted model, not a curated record.
AUGGAUGGCAGAGAUGGCUCGGGUUUGAAGAUCCGCAGCGCACAAGGAGAUGGAUUCCCACGCCAAGGACUUGCGGACGUUGGUGUCGCCUCGCUUAUACCUAGUCAAAAGCUGUUGGCAUGUGAGAACAAGGGCCGAGGUGGGUAUUUGGCUGUCAAGAGGCCACAAACCCAGCUGGACAAGACAACCAACAGACACCACCUGCAAGCUGGGCGUCUUACGAGUAUCCGCACGGCGAUUCGAAUCCUUUUUCCAUGUUGUAUCCGCGGAUCUGGAACCAAGCUCAUGUGGGGGGGGGGGGCUGACGACCAUCUGCAGCGGCCCAUGUGA